GAGAGAGAGAUCUCAGCUUAUUUGUGAAGCAACGCUGCUGGCGAAGUUACCGUAACGUUCGCUACACGAAAAUGGACUCGUCCAUUUUGGAGUGUGUGUGCUGUGGAUGUGUGUAGCGUCACGGACAAGACUUUCUUGAAUGAAUGAGCCAUCUCACCCCUUGCGCUGUGUGUGCGCAAUGCGGAUGCGUCGUUUUCUUUGUACACAAUACACAUUGCGUUUAUACGACGUUCGAUUAGGUACUCGCUGCCACAAUACGGACCACGCAACGUCGACUGUAUCUGCAAGCUGAGGAAUUUCGAAAAAGUGGAAAGCUUGCGUGGUGACAAGGAGAGAGUACAUUUCCUGUUGAUAUCACCUAACUGGCGCUAUGACCGCAAGGUCAUGAUCUCUCACGGUGUUGACGCAGUCAGCCAAUAACAUUUGAACAGUCUGUCGAUGACUGAUCACGUUUCAUCACACCGUGCAAGUAUCGAGCGGACUAUAUAAAAUAUCCCCUGCACAGUGAGCUCACCAUAAAAGCUGUGUCGGAGAAGAGUAACGCUGUGUUACUCAGGAAGCCUAACUUGAGACAUCUUGCCAUCGUUCAAAAUUGUGUUCCGCACUGACAAAAUGGAACUUGUUUCCAACGCAUCUCCGUUCGGGGGUGUACUCACAUCAUCUAAUACGUCUGGGAAUGCAUCUGGAGGCAUGGGCCUACUGGUUGAAUCAGAGUACGCAGGCCGAUUCACUUACGGAGAACGGAUCGUCCUGGCGGUCGCUAUGAGCAUCAUCGCCGUGGUAGGCAGCGUGGGCAACGGCCUAGUCAUCCUCUCCGUCGCGCUGAGUCGCAAACUCCGGACUGCCACCAACGUGUACGUGGUCAGCCUUAGCACUACGGACUUGCUCACCUGCCUGUGCUUACCGUGGCAUGUCUUGGGAGCAGUAAGCAUAGACGGCUGGCCCAUCGGUAUGUGGAUCUGCUCGGCUUUUGGAGGCUUGACCAUCAUUUUCGUCGGGUCCAGCAUCAUCACCCUUGCCUUCAUCGCUGUGAACAGACUCUUCCUAAUCACUCAGCCGAGCACCAGAUACCGAACCCUCUACACCCGUAAGAUGCUCUUGGUGACCACGCUCGUGGCCUGGCUGCUACCGUUCGUGACGGUUACUCUCCCCCCUCUACUCGGAGUCGGUAAACUCGGCUAUGAUGAGAAGUACCUGCGAUGCGGCCCUGUGCAGACAUCGGGCGGCCCCCUAUCCAACCCUUACGACAUGAUAGUCUCUGCGGUCCUGUACCCAAUCCCCAUGCUCGUCAUCGUAGUAAGCUACGUUAAGAUCUUCCUAUACAUCAAGCAUCACACGAAAACUAUCUUGACACCAAACAUUGCACCGAGUGACCACUCCUCUUCCUCCUACCCCAAGAGCCCCACCGCCAACAACAACGGCACCCCGCACCCAGGGACACUCUCUCCUGUCAAUUCAACCCGUAGACGUCUCAGCAGACGACAGGUCGAGAUCACUAAGAACCUCUUCUACGUAGUCUGUGCCUUCGUCCUCUGCUUGACACCAUACAGCGUGGGUCUUAUGAUACCAGCAGCCGAUCACUUCACUCCGUACGCCGGUGUGAUUCUCCUCCUAAACAGCUGCGUCAACCCGGUCAUCUACGCAGCCAAACACCCGUACUUCAGGACCGUAUUUGUCUGCAUCGUCACCCUCAAGUUCUCCAAAAUACCCGAGCCUUCGAGUUUUCUUCGAUACGCACUUUCUCGUGAUGACUUUUCGAAAUGAAAGGAAUUGUACUGUAGACAAGACGAAAGCUGUUAUUAGCUGUGAAACACAUGUAGGCGUUGAAGUUUGAACCACCGUCUUAAAUUUGAUUCCGUCACGCCAAUAUUGAAGAAGAGGCCGUGUUACAAUAAUGUAGUAACCAACGGAUAACGUAUCACCAACCGAUAGGCCUAAUGUCACAAAAAUUUACCGAUACUGUAUCACUUACCGAUAAUGUAACAAACAGUUGACUGAUAUAGUGUACAGUAGUAAAAUGAACGCUACAUGAUAUCAGUCAAUCGUUGUAACAUUAUUAUAGUCCCAACCGAUAAUGCAACACAAAUUUACCGAUAAAGAGUGUAGUAAAAGUAACUACACUAUCAGUUAAUUUUGUGUGACCUUAUUGGUUGGUGAUACGUUAUCCAUCGGCGACUACAUCAGUUGUAACAUGCCGCUUUACUUCCAAACUUCUGAGCCCUAACGGAACGCCAAAAAUACUGCGCUUGUACAAAGUGCCUUAACUGUAGCUUUGCCUUAUUGCAAUACCAAUGAUGAUUUAAACCUUGAAAUACCAAAGGGACCAUCCAUAAUUAUGCCAAAUUGUACAAAAUGUUUUCGUGUUAAAAGUAAGUUUUUCGAUUUUCUUAAUGCUUUGUAGAUUUUUUCUACAUUUCGGUUGAAUAUGAAUUUGUGUCAUUGUUAUGUGCCUCUGUCAAUGGAUGAUUGAUCGCCAGAUCAUCGCCCGAACCCAUUAUAAUUGGACCAAGAAUAAAGGUUUUGAAAUUGUAUUAUUAUGAUCGAUAAAAUAAUUUUAGAAGUCAAACCCUGUACAUACAAAGCUCUCGUUUUUACACCUUGUCUUUUUGAAAAUGUGAUAUGCUACUGUUACGAUUUUGCCUAUACAUGUAAUGUGCUAUAUGCUCGAGCUGUUAUCAUUAUUAACUUGAACAUCAGAAGUCUUAGGUGUAAGGAGGGAAGGAAAUCAGGUCCAAGUAUCGUGAGAGGAACAUGAACAUUCUUGAUUGGCAUAAGUUGACAGACAGAUAAGUCAAUCUUUUUCAAAUCUAGACAAUCUAGAAGAGUACUGAAUGUAUUGCUUAUGAUGCGCUGGGGCGCAUGCGCCCUAUCCGUAAUUGUAUACAGUAGUAUAAAAACUAAACUUAAAGCAACUUGUUUUGUUUAUAACCCAUGUAGGCUACCUCUUUAAUAGAAAACCAUGAGUUCUAGACAAGCCAAAGCCGUAAGAAAUAAGACUCUGAAACUUAUUAAUACAAUGUACAUGUAAGAAAUGAAAGUAGAUUUACUGUACGUAAAAGUCGGAAGCUAUUGGGAUACACCUUUAAACGAGAGACAGUACUAUCGCUAGGGUAAUCUGUAACGACUGCGGUUUUAGCGUAUUAAAACGUGGACAAUAAUAGUUGUGUGAUUAAAAUUAUUUUGGUCUGUUUAAGCAACAAUAAACCAUGAGGAUGUUCUUUGUUCAAAUUA
Messenger RNA from Patiria miniata (bat star), 3231 nucleotides. RefSeq names its product trace amine-associated receptor 8b-like. The transcript is spliced from 2 exons. NCBI's taxonomy places the organism in Eukaryota, Metazoa, Echinodermata, Asteroidea, Valvatida, Asterinidae. Gene Ontology annotation, biological process: G protein-coupled receptor signaling pathway. Gene Ontology annotation, cellular component: membrane. Gene Ontology annotation, molecular function: G protein-coupled receptor activity. The record is from RefSeq and is a predicted model, not a curated record. The coding region runs from base 613 to 1764 and encodes 383 amino acids.